Molecule: messenger RNA, 1125 nt
Organism: Desarmillaria tabescens
Lineage: Eukaryota; Fungi; Basidiomycota; Agaricomycetes; Agaricales; Physalacriaceae
Exons: 1
Coding region: 1-1125 (374 amino acids)
Molecular function (GO): nucleic acid binding; RNA-DNA hybrid ribonuclease activity
Source: RefSeq, a predicted model, not a curated record
AUGCUGACGAAAUCUGACUCGAAGUACGUGAUAGGUGGCCUGUGCUUCAACCUAAAAUGCUGGGAAAAUAGAGGCUGGAUCGGGAUCUCGAAUAGUGAUGUAUGGAAAGCUACGGUGGCUGCACUCCGACAACAUAAUGCCCCAAUAUUUUUCCAGUGGGUAAAGGGCCAUAGCGGGGACUCUGGAAACGAAGGAGCAGACGAGCUAGCUGGGCGAGGAGCACAACUUGGGGAAGACGAAGCAUCCCCAGCAAAUGUUGAUAUUGAUCACGAGUUCAAUGUUGACGGGGCAAGGCUAUCAACCCUGACCCAGAGUCAAGCGUACAAUCUCCUGCGAAUGGCGGCUGCAAAGGAAGAACGGUCGUCAUCCCAACGAAUAGUCGCGCAAGUAAUGGCAGCAGUGAAAGAGAUAAACGGCGUCGAACCGAUGGCCACCCGGCUUUGGACGUCAAUUCACCACAAAGAUGUAUCAAGGCCAAUACGAGGCUUCCUGCGGAAGGCACUCCAGAAUACUUUCAAGAUUGGAAUCUUUUGGGAACGUUUGGGACCUCAGUAUGCAGUGCGAGGCGAGUGCCCUCAUUGUAAGGUGCCUGAAUCAAUGGAGCAUAUUCUUUUAGAGUGUAAUAUCGAAGGCCAAGCCACGUUGUGGAAGCUAGUACGAGAACUGUGGGAAGGCAAAGGCCAAAAGUGGAUUCAACCAAGCCUAGGUAUUGCGCUGGGAGCAACACUGAUACAGAUCCAGAAUAGAAAAGGAGACGUAGACAAAGCUGCUACCAGGAUGUACAGAAUCCUCAUGACAGAGACGAUUCAUUUAAUUUGGAAGAUUCGGUGCCAACGCCGGAUCCAGAGAGGAGAUGACGACCCUUCGGGAUGGCACACAAGAGAAGAAAUCCGGGGUCUAUGGAUUACUGCGAUGAACCGCAGAUUGAUGAUCGACCGCAUGCUAGUGGAUAAGCGCAGAUAUGGCUCAAAAGCGCUGACGAAGGCGGUAGUAUUAGCAAUGUGGAAAGGUACAUUACUGAAUGAGAAAGCCUUACCGGAGGACUGGUUAGACCAGAGCGGGGUUUUAGUGGGUAUAGUGCCGGGCUGUAAGAGGCCGCGAGGAAGGCACCGAGUCCCACACUGA